Molecule: messenger RNA, 2403 nt
Organism: Spirodela intermedia
Lineage: Eukaryota; Viridiplantae; Streptophyta; Magnoliopsida; Alismatales; Araceae
Source: the annotation of a GenBank genome assembly
AUGCUGACGUGCAUCGCCUGCUCGAAGCAAAUCGGCGGCUCGCUCCAGCAGGAGCCAGAGGAUGAGGACGGCGCCGCGACACCGAGCACUCGGCACGCCAUCAGAGCCCUCACAGCGCAGGUAGAUACGGCUCCAUGGCCUAGGGUUUCCUCAUUCUGAAGGCGUUCGUCGUUUUGUCCUCCUGAAGAUUUCCGCGUUGGCCAGAUCAAGGACAUGGCGAUGAAGGCCUCCGGAGCCUACCGACAGUGCAAGCCCUGCGCCCGCCAGACGGCGGCGUACGCCGAUUCCGACGCCGCCUCCGGAUCGGAGAGGUUCCACUACGCAUACCAGAGGGCCGCCGCUUGCAGCGGCCUCGGGAGCUCGUCGUCUACGCCGAGGGAAGUUACUCCAUCGAUGAGCGGGCGAUCGGAGGUAGGCGUGGUGGUCGCCGAGGAGGAGCAGAGGGAGUGGGUAGCGCAGGUGGAACCCGGCGUCCUCAUCACCUUCAUCUCCCUCCCCCACGGCGGCAACGAUCUCAAGAGGAUCCGCUUCAGGUACCACCUCUCCCUCUUCCUCUCUCUCUCUCCAUCUCACAUUCUCUCUCCUCCCCGUCGCCGGAACCAGUCUAUCCAUCUCCCCUCCCCCGAUGGCUUCAAAUUUUCUCAGCGGGAUCAUCCAGUACCGUGCGAUUAUCACAUCCCUCGAAUUCCAACAGUCUGAUCCGUUCACUCCACACACUUGACAAUCUUCAGUCCCGUUUAGGACACUCGCCACCAUCUUCUCCGGCGCCGGCGCCCCUCUCUCUCUCUCUUCCUCGCUCUCUAUACUUCCGCGUCGGGAACGAGUCCUGGCCGAGUCCGCUCGGCUCUCCAGGACGACCAGCUGUGAGUCUGACCGGGUCGCGAUUUCCACAGGUCUGCACGAAUUUUGAGACACUCAAAUAGGGAUUCCGGGUCCGGAUCCUACAAACGGGUCCGAUAACUACUCCAUUAUAUUUUUUUUAUCCUUAAUUGAAGAAUAUGUGAGAUCGGAAAUUACUAUUCAAUCCCGUGAAAUCCAACAGUUUAUUUCAUCCCUGUAAAGAAGACAAAAGCGACGAGCAGAACAGGCAUCGCCUUUGUCUCGAUCUGCUGAAGUAUGAAACUACACCUGGGCCCGGUGGCGCCGCCGGGUUGUCCGCUUCGCCGCCCCACGGCAGCCGCGGAUUCUGGUGAGCGAGCGGAUCCCCGCCACCGUUGGCUCGAUUAUCCCCACCAAUAAUUUCUGCCCUCCCCGCAGAAUCUGGUGAUCCUGUCGGGUAAUCAUCCAACCCACCCAUCUCUCUCUCUCUCUCUCUCUCUCUCUCUCUCUCUCUCGCAUCCGUCCCCAUCUCAGCUUUGCUUCUGGUGGAGAAGGGAGUGCCCAUGACCUGAGAGACUGGCUGUCCCUGGAAAGGAUGAGGGGGACCUGGAAAUGAGGAGGGCUGUCUGGAAAAGUAAGGAGGGCGUUGUUAUUUCUGUCCUCCCAUCAUGGGUUUUUACAAAUCUUUUGUAGUGAUCCAUGCAAUCUUUCAGGGCUUCUGUUUAAUUAAUUGCUUUCUUAGCGGAGCUAAUCAUGGUGGCGGGAGUGAAUUUUCCUGCUGGUUCUUCUCUCAUUGUCUAUGCUUUUAUGGCGGCGGCAGCCGGGAGUUGUUCAACAAAUGGCACGCGCAGAGGUGGUGGGCGGAGAACUACGACAAGGUCAUGGAGCUGUACAACGUCCAGAGGUUCAACCACCAGGCCGUCCCCCUCCCCACGCCGCCAAGAUCUGAGGACGAGGUUCUUUCCCCCCCUGUCUUCCCCCGAAUAUCCCUUCGGCAGUGACUACUUCGGAUUUUAAUCCUCUUCUUCUUCUUCGUCCCCUUCAGAGCUCCAAGGUUCAGUCGUCGGAGGACAGCCCCGUAACGCCGCCGCCGAGCUCGGAGCGCCUCCCGCGGAACCUCCACCGGCCGCCGAACGCCGGCGGCGCCGACGUGGGCUCGUCCUGCCACGACUUCGGCGGACUCGCCGCCGCCCCCCCCACGCUGUCAAGCAUCAGCGCCGCCAAGACGGAAACCUCGUCGGUGGACGCCUCGAGGAGGACCAGCUCCUCCCCAGAGGACGGCCGUUCGGGCGAGCUCUCCGUCUCCGUCAGCAACGCCAGCGACCAAGAGAGAGAGUGGGUCGAGCAGGACGAGCCAGGCGUAUACAUCACCAUCCGUGCCCUCCCCGGCGGCAUCCGCGAGCUCCGCCGUGUCCGCUUCAGGUUUCUCUCUCUCUCUCUCUCUCUCUCUCUCUCUCUCUCUCUCUACACCUGUGGGUUGAUGUAAAUUCACUCUGCAUAUGCAGUCGAGAGAGGUUCUCCGAGAUGCACGCGCGCCUGUGGUGGGAGGAAAACCGAGCCAGAAUACACCAACAGUAUCUCUGA